This is a messenger RNA of Puccinia graminis f. sp. tritici CRL 75-36-700-3, 1246 nucleotides long. RefSeq lists its product as uncharacterized. The record is from RefSeq and is a predicted model, not a curated record. The transcript has 3 exons. Lineage: Eukaryota; Fungi; Basidiomycota; Pucciniomycetes; Pucciniales; Pucciniaceae. Bases 140 to 1246 code for a protein of 368 amino acids.
AUGGGCAGGGGGGGGGGCUCUCCAAGAGAUGCUUUGUUAAGCUCGCAGUUGAUUUGGGUAUUGAUUAACCACCGCCAAUGCCUCGGUGGCUGAUGAUAGGAACUAGUCGAUUGGCCCGCCAGUUUUUUUUGUCCUUACUAUGCUUCAGCGUUGUUCCUUCCGAUCUCACAUCUUCUGCUUCACAGUGGUGUUGGCAGCCCCGCCUAUGAUGAUUGACUUGAACACGCUUCCUGGGGCAGAGGAGGGCUCGAAUGAAGUUAGAUUUUCUACAAGGCCGACAAUACGUUCAAUCCCGAGCGUGGCAUCCGAAAUAUUCCCAGGAAAGAGAACGGUUCAUCCAGUGCAGCUUUCGAGCCUCAUCCCUCCUACAAGGCGUGCUCGCCUGUCGCAGGCUGAGGGCGGACUUUCAAGCUCAGCAUUAGAAUUUAUCAACCCCAGAUUCAUAGCCGAAAAAGAGUUCGACCCCUACCACUGCGGGGUUCACGCGGCCCAAGCAACGAGCAGAGUGGAUGGAUCAGUGCAUGAAAAUAAAACAAUAAGCCGAUCUAUUAUCGGAAGUAACGAUAACUCAGCUAGUCAGCUCUCCAGUCGAGGGUCACAGCUCGGCCAGCCAUCAGACCGCGUGGAUCCUGCUCCGAUCGAGACAAAAUUGCCAGGUUUGCCUACUAUUACUCCGGAGGACUGGAAUUACGGUUAUUUCUUAUCGAACGGUGCUCUUAGCGACGAACUGCUCAACACCUUCGGCGAGCGUUUUCGUCAAAGGAUCAAUUCCAAGGAGUGCCAUGCCAGCAACUCCAGAACAAUCGAUAAACACCCAACCUUAAGUUUUGCGCGGGUCUAUCGGGCAACUGUAAAGCAGAAAAUAACCAGAGUCCUCCAUCACAAAGGGACCCGCCAACAGUCUGCUGAACGGUUAUUGACGUUGUACACUCGUCUGGCAGCAUCGCUUUUCAAACUCCAUGGUCAAUUCUUAAUGCUCCUCAACAUACCAAUAGUCUAUCAUAGAAAACAGCAACAGCAUUUAUUUGAAUGGCUCGAGAAAGAAUUUUUUUCCCCUCAGCGUGGUCUUGCUCUACUGGGGCCCGUGGAUCGACCCGAGUUACCUUGGCAGUCAGAUACUUUGGAGGUACACAUUGGAGAGAUUCAAGUAGAAUUGAUAAAAUACUUUUCCGAGGAGCGCUACAAUCCGAUAUCCUGUACUUCUUACCUUCUAAACCGGUACCGAGAUCACCAUGCAAGUGAGUAA